AUGCCCCCUGACAGUUCUACAAAGCGCAAAGCAGAGGAGAUUAUGUCACAACAGAAACCAGUUGAAUGUUCAUCACUGAAAAAGAGGAAAGCCUUGAAGAGUAACCACAAAUAUGAUUUUGGCAUCAAAGAGAAAACUGAUUCAAGCACAAACAUGCCAAUGAGAUCCCAUGGAAAAGAACAAGAGACCCUGAAAGCUUUGGCACCAGCAUCAGUUUUUCAAAAUCCAGACAGAGAGACCAUGAAGAUUCUAACUAGAAAGUUUAAUGCAGAUGAUUUGAACUAUCUCAGAGACUUCCCCACAAUUGAACCAAGCACUGGAGCUCUGCAUGAUACUGAAAGUUUUUUCAAGUCCUUGUGGACCUAUAAUUGUAAAAAUCUGCCACCCAACCACCAAUUCUGGAUCCCAAGAGAAAAUGUGGAUGAAUUCCUUAUGACAUAUAGAUUCUCUCAAUCCCAUGCAGAUCGCAUGAUCCGAGAUAACCGAGAAACAAAGAAAGAACUCGGAGAUACUAUCUUGAAGUUAUCAAAUCAAUGGUUGGAUCUCAAUCGAUAUGCUACCUUUUUUGAGAUCAUCACUUACUUCCAGAAGAAACUCAAUUCAUGGCUGGACCUCAAAAAGACAUACAUCAGCAGAUCCAAAAUACGUUAUGAUACUACCCACUUUGACAGAAAAGUUGAAUGGAUCCUUGAGGGUGCUACCCUAUGGUACUACACCUCUGAAGCCAUUCUAAAGUAUUGGAGAGAACGAUAUCAACAAGAGAUUGAACCUGGUAGCAAUUCUAGUAGGGGAAAUCAACCAUUCAAACUAAUUCAAAUGAUGAAAUCUCUGGGAUUUACUUCAAAGGAAAGUCACUGA
Molecule: messenger RNA, 858 nt
Organism: Puccinia graminis f. sp. tritici CRL 75-36-700-3
Lineage: Eukaryota; Fungi; Basidiomycota; Pucciniomycetes; Pucciniales; Pucciniaceae
Exons: 3
Coding region: 1-858 (285 amino acids)
Source: RefSeq, a predicted model, not a curated record